AUGGCGAACCUGGAAACAGGUCCCACCAUACAGGACGAAAUGAGCAUUCACCAGAUCGCUGAUUUCAAACAGGCUAGUGCCUCGCUCCAAAAAGUAAUGGAGCGAACAAAUCCGAUAGUGCUAGACUGGAGAGUCAAUACACGCUUGGCCAGUCGCACGUUUCUCCAAAACUUGGCAAGGGAACUCCACGAAGCUCUUAACGCUUAUAACGAUGCGAGAACUGCCAUAAUAGAGUAUCGGUGUGCAUUAACACCAGAGCUUCAAGACGGCUUUGAUCAACGCAUGAACAUUGAACAAGUUGAUCUCAAAGACCGAUAA
Molecule: messenger RNA, 318 nt
Organism: Auanema sp. JU1783
Lineage: Eukaryota; Metazoa; Nematoda; Chromadorea; Rhabditida; Rhabditidae
Source: the annotation of a GenBank genome assembly